GUCCAGGCAGCUGGAGCAGCGCCUCAUAGCAGAGGGGACACCUGCCAUAUCGGAGGAGCCACCGCAGGGGUGAAGGAUGCUGCUCUGGGUGUUCUUCCUGGUGAUCCUCACCCUCGACAGUGGCUCCCACUGCUCCCCGCCAUCCCUGCCCCUCAGAAUGCCUCGGUAUGCAGAUGCCAUCUUCACCAACAGCUACCGGAAGGUGCUGGGUCAGCUGUCUGCCCGCAAGCUACUGCAGGACAUCAUGAGCAGGCAGCAGGGAGAGAGAAACCAGGAGCAAGGAGCAAAGGUACGGCUUGGCCGUCAGGUGGACAGCGUGUGGGCAGGUCAAAAGCAGAUGGCGUUGGAGAGCAUCCUGGUGGCCCUGCUGCAGAAGCACAGGAAUUCCCAAGGAUGAGGAUUCCACCUGUGUCUCAUGCCACCUGCAGCCAAAACACAACUGCAU
Messenger RNA from Prionailurus viverrinus (fishing cat), 445 nucleotides. RefSeq names its product growth hormone releasing hormone (gene GHRH). The coding region runs from base 77 to 397 and encodes 106 amino acids. Gene Ontology annotation, molecular function: growth hormone-releasing hormone activity; peptide hormone receptor binding; growth hormone-releasing hormone receptor binding. NCBI's taxonomy places the organism in Eukaryota, Metazoa, Chordata, Mammalia, Carnivora, Felidae. The transcript has 5 exons. Gene Ontology annotation, biological process: positive regulation of cell population proliferation; growth hormone secretion; positive regulation of multicellular organism growth. Gene Ontology annotation, cellular component: perikaryon; extracellular region; terminal bouton. The record is from RefSeq and is a predicted model, not a curated record.